CCAAUCAAAAAGAAGACAGGAAGACGAGAAGGAGAAGGAAGGAAAUCUUAUGUCUCGGGAAAGAAAGAAGCAAAAGACUUUCCCUCUGUUUGAUUGGCAUGUUGCCUGUGCUGGUCGUCCACGGGGGGGCAGGACAGAUCCCCAAAGAGCGGGUAGAGAUGGCAUCUGCAGGGGUGCGAGCCGCGGCCCGGGCUGGCUACGCUGUGCUGCAGGGGGGGCGGAGCAGCAUGGACGCAGUGGUGGAGGCCGUCACCAAUUUAGAAAACAACCCCAGCUUUAACGCAGGCUAUGGCUCAGUGCUGAAUGUUAAAGGAGAGGUGGAGAUGGACGCCAUUGUGAUGGAUGGACGUACGCUGGCCAGCGGUGCCGUUUCUGCUGUUCGAAACAUAGCCAACCCUAUUCAGCUGGCCCGGCUGGUCAUGGAGCAGACCAGCCACCUAUGCCUGACAGCGGGGGGUGCCGGACAGUUUGCCCGGGCCAUGGGGAUGCCGGAGGUCCCGGGGGACUCCCUGAUCACUGAGUACGCCCGCACGCGCUGGAAGAAGAACCUGGCCCCCGACGCAAACCCUGUUGAGAGUCAGAUGGGAAAGAUGGGUACGGUGGGCGCAGUAGCAGUGGAUGAGGACGGGAGCAUCGCCUGUGCCACGUCCACGGGCGGCAUGCUCAACAAGAUGGAGGGCCGAGUGGGAGACACGGCCUGCAUAGGGUGUGGGGGCUAUGCUGAUAACAGAGCAGGAGCAGUAUCUCCUACAGGCCAUGGAGAAGCCAUCAUGAAAGUGACGCUGGCUAGACUCAUCCUGUUCCACAUGGCGCAAGGCAUGUCCCCGGAGGAGGCCAGCGACCUGGGCCUGGCCACCAUGAAGGAACGAGUGGAGGGGCUGGGCGGCGUGGUGACGGUAGACCCCCAGGGCCGAUGGGCCGCCCGCUUCACCACCACCCAGAUGGCGUGGGCCGCGGCACAGGGGGGCACCCUGCACUUCGGCGUGUUCUCCGGAGAGGACGUUACCCAGGACAUCGGCGACCCCAACUGAUGGCUGAGCAGCGGCGCCGCGUUACGUUUCAGAGGCCGAGGUGUUUAUCCGGAUGCUUUUAUUUUGGUAUUAUUUGCGAAUCACCAAUCAAGUCGUUAUUAUUUUAAAUGAACAGGGGAGAAGCAAGACACACUGGAACGUGGGGGCCUGGGGUAUUUGAGAUGAGGGCCUUCUGGACUUGUAUUUCAAUAUUAGAGACCUUAUUACUUUUUAAACUACUUGAUUUAAAUGGCUGCAGGACAUUUCAUGUUUUUAUUUCAUUAGUUAGUGUUAAAAAUUCUAUAUUGUAUUGAAUAUAUUCGUAUGCAACUAUGUAAAACAAUACAUUUAUGUUAAGUUUAAACUGAAAGUCUUUCAAAUGAUUAUUGUUCUCAUUUCAAUGUGUCGUGAAAAAAAAUGAUUGGUAAUAAUAAAUCCUCUAGAAAUUUUA
Gadus macrocephalus (Pacific cod) is the source of this 1461-nucleotide messenger RNA. It is a transcript of the gene asrgl1, whose product is annotated as asparaginase and isoaspartyl peptidase 1. The record is from RefSeq and is a predicted model, not a curated record. The transcript is spliced from 7 exons. The coding region runs from base 99 to 1031 and encodes 310 amino acids. NCBI's taxonomy places the organism in Eukaryota, Metazoa, Chordata, Actinopteri, Gadiformes, Gadidae. Gene Ontology annotation, molecular function: asparaginase activity.